This is a messenger RNA of Penaeus vannamei (Pacific white shrimp), 1397 nucleotides long. NCBI's taxonomy places the organism in Eukaryota, Metazoa, Arthropoda, Malacostraca, Decapoda, Penaeidae. The record is from RefSeq and is a predicted model, not a curated record.
AUGCAAAAAAGGGGGACGAAUAAGAAAAAAGAAAAAAAAAUCAGUCAUAGCAACCUCUCAUUCCAACAGGCAGUGGACUGGGACUACUGGAUGGGCACUGGACUGGUUCGUCGGGGAAGGGAGCUCAUAAUUCCAGAAAUUCCGAGAACAGUGCACGCGGGUCUCACUGGAGCUCACGUCAACGGCUACCUGACCAAGCGAAGAUUCAGCAAUAAACCGGUCUCCACGGAUCCCAAUGCAAGAGUUAAUAUAACCGGGCUACGAAAGGAAAUAUACGAACGAGAAAUCCUUGCUCUGGUGAACGAAGCUGAACUACUGAACAUUACGAACCCAUACAACUACACUUUUCCCCGCACGCCGGGUAAAGUGUACGCUAUAUUUAUAAAGAUGACCCAUGAGGAAGACGAUGGAGCUCUCAAGAUUAUUGCCGACGCUCUGUCCGUAUGGAAUCAAGACGCCCGAGACCACCAUUACGGCUUAUGGAGGAUUCCAUACUACGACGCCAUGAUGCUCAUAAUAGGAUACCCGUUUUCUAAGUACAGGAAAUAUUACAAAAAAGGCUACAAUGUGAUAAGGGCUACUUCAGAAAGGUUGGAUCAUUUAUCAGAUAAUUUUAAUGAUGAAAGCUUUGUCUAUAAGAGUCACCGUAAAUCUGAUUACAUCAAUAUCAUGGGUUUAUUUGACAUUCCUAAAGCUAAGGGAGUCAAUCAAAAGACUGGAAAUGAACGGAGCCUCACAAAUCAGGAAUUUCUGACUACCUCCUCACAAUUUCAAAAUAUAUCGAAGCUUCACCCAGUAACAGAAAUGCAGGAAAAUCUGAAAAAACAAGAAAAAGAAACAAUUCAUAUCAUUAAUAGAAAUAUGAAUGAAAGCGAGUCAACCAUUAUUCAAGAUUCCACAACUUCUGCUUCUAUUCAAGAUGUAACGGAGGGAAUGAAGUUAGGAUCAGAGAUCAUCUCUGAUGGCAUACAUAAUAGUGAUGAUUCUGAUUUAGGAACUAUGGGUGUAUUGGGUAAUUCUUCGCUCAGUGAAACAGCAACUAUGAAAAAUGACAUUGUAAAAUUACAGAAUUGAUAUGAUACAUUAAAAUAACUUAUUUCUAAAAUUAUUAAAAAUAAAGUUUAAAGAUAAUUUUCUGCUGGUUGUAUUGAAUCUUACUGGUUUUAAAUCUGUUCUUAAACCUUUAGAUUUGCCAGUGAUAUAAUCCAUUGAAACAAAUAUAAUGGAAAACAUACCCACAUAUUUGUUUAAGUAACACGAAAUAAAGGGGUUUGUGUUGUGAUUCUCCACAUCCUAAUUUCAACAUUAUCACAUUGUUUGAACCUUGGAUCUCAUAUAGCAGAUAUGUGAGAAUCCUUCAGCUAUGUAAUUUUCUUCAGUUAAAAGUAAAAUAAUUG